UCCCGUCCCGUCCCCCGGGCGCCCCUCGCGGGUCGCCGCCGCCCGGCGGGGCGAUGGCAGAAGCCGCGAGCGGCAGGGAGCAGCCGGCGCCUCCCGACGCCGCUCCCCGCGCCGACGAGGAGCCCGAGGCGGCCCCUCACGAAGCGGCGGCGGGCAGGAGGCGGGAGCGCCGCAGCGGCGUGGCGGCCGUCGGGGCCGCCGAGCGCUUCCCCGGCGGCAGCCCGGGGCCGGCGGCAGCCCCGGAGCUCGAUGCCGGCCUCCUGGAGGCGGCCCGGGCCGCCCCGCGGCGCAGCAGCAUCAUCAAGGAUCCUUCAAACCAAAAAUGUGGAAGAAAGAAAACUGUGUCCUUCAGCAGCAUGCCAUCAGAGAAGAAAAUAAGCAGCGCCAGUGACUGUAUCAGCUUUAUGCAGGCUGGGUGUGAACUGAAGAAAGUUCGUCCAAAUUCCCGGAUUUAUAACCGUUUUUUUACUCUGGAUCCUGACCUGCAGGCUCUUCGCUGGGAGCCUUCCAAGAAGGACCUUGAGAAAGCCAAGCUUGAUAUUUCUGCUAUAAAAGAAAUCAGACUAGGGAAGAACACGGAAACAUUCAGGAAUAAUGGACUUGCGGAUCAGAUUUCUGAGGACUGUGCUUUGUCAGUAAUUCAUGGUGAGAACUAUGAGUCCCUCGACCUGGUUGCAAAUUCAGCUGAUGUGGCCAAUAUUUGGGUAUCAGGAUUAAGGUACUUGGUUUCUCGUAGCAAACAACCCCUGGAUUUGAUGGAAAGCAGCCACAAUACCCCACGAUUUGCCUGGCUAAAAACUGUAUUUGAAGCAGCAGAUGUUGAUGGUAAUGGCAUAAUGUUAGAAGACACAUCUGUGGAGCUAAUAAAGAAGCUUAACCCCACCUUAAAGGAAUCAAAGAUUAGAUUGAAAUUUAAGGAAAUCCAGAAGAGCAAAGAGAAACUGACAACACGAGUAACAAAAGAGGAAUUCUGUGAAGCAUUCAGCGAACUUUGCACAAGACCUGAAGUUUAUUUCUUACUUGUGCAGAUAUCUAAAAACAAGGAGUAUCUAGAUGCCAAUGAUCUCAUGCUGUUUUUAGAGGCUGAGCAAGGAGUGACCCACAUAACAGAAGAAAUGUGUCUAGAUAUUAUACGCAGGUAUGAGCUUUCUCAAGAAGGACGAUUGAAAGGUUUUCUUGCAAUUGAUGGAUUUACUCAAUAUUUGUUGUCCCCAGAAUGUGAUAUUUUUGACCCAGAGCACAAAAAGGUUGUCCAAGACAUGACACAGCCUUUGUCCCAUUACUACAUCAAUGCAUCCCACAAUACAUACCUAAUAGAAGACCAGCUGAGAGGACCAGCUGAUAUCAAUGGUUACGUAAGAGCUUUAAAGAUGAGCUGUCGGAGUAUUGAACUAGACAUCUGUGAUGGCCCAGAUAACGAGCCGAUUAUUUGUAACCGUAACAACAUGACAUCGCCACUUUCCUUUCGAAGUGUUAUUGAGGUGAUAAACAAAUUGGCCUUCUUUGCUUCAGAUUACCCCCUUAUUCUCUGCUUGGGGAACCACUGCUCAGUACAACAACAGAAGGUAGUGGUACAGCACAUGAAAAGGAUCUUUGGAAACAAACUCUACACGGAGACACCUUUAUCCUCAGAAGCCUACCUUCCAUCACCUGAGAAACUGAAAAUGAAGAUCAUUGUGAAAGGGAAGAAGCUGCCCUGUGACCAGGAUAUAUUAGAAGGAGAAGUCACAGAUGAAGAUGAAGAAGCUGAAAUAUCCCGAAGACUGUCAGAGGACUUCUCAAGGGAACCAAAGCUUAUCUGGCUCUGCAAAGAAUUGUCUGACUUGGUGUCUCUAUGCAAGUCUGUCCAAUACAAAGACUUUGAGACAUCCAUGAAAGCUCAGAAUUAUUGGGAAAUCUGUUCCUUUAGUGAGGCAGAAGCCAGUCGGAUCGCAAAUGAAUACCCUGAAGAUUUUGUCAACUACAACAAGAAGUUUCUCUCCAGAGUGUACCCAAGUGCUAUGAGGAUAGACUCUAGUAACUUAAAUCCUCAAGAUUUUUGGAAUUGUGGUUGCCAGAUAGUGGCAAUGAACUAUCAGACCCCGGGGCCCAUGAUGGACCUGCACACUGGCUGGUUUCUACAGAAUGGGGAAUGUGGGUACGUUCUCAGGCCUUCAGUCAUGCGUGAUGAAGUAUCUUAUUUCAGUGCAAAUACAAAGGGCAUCGUUCCAGGGGUCUCCCCCCAAGUCCUCCAUGUCAAAAUAAUCAGUGGUCAGAAUUUUCCAAAGCCCAAGGGUGCAUGUGCAAAAGGGGAUGUUAUAGAUCCCUAUGUUUGCAUAGAAAUCCAUGGGAUUCCUGCAGAUUGCACCGAGCAAAGAACUAAAACUGUUCAGCAAAACAGUGAUAACCCCAUUUUUGAUGAGAGCUUUGAGUUCCAGAUCAAUCUACCGGAGCUGGCCAUGAUCCGUUUUGUUGUUUUGGAUGAUGACUACAUCGGGGAUGAGUUCAUAGGCCAGUACACCAUCCCGCUGGAAUGCCUGCAGCCCGGAUACAGGCACAUACCGCUGCGGUCUUUUGUUGGCGAUAUCAUGGAGCAUGUUACCCUCUUUGUGCACAUCGCAAUAACCAAUCGAAGCGGAGGCGGAAAGGCCCAAAAGCGCAGCCUCUCCGUGAGGAUAGGAAAGAAAGCAAGGGAGUACAUCAUGCUGAGGAACACUGGUCUCAAGACUAUUGAUGACAUCUUUAAGCUGGCCGUGCAUCCGCUCCGAGAGGCCACUGACAUGAGAGAAAACAUACAGAACGCCAUGGUGUCUGUCAAAGAGCUAUGUGGGCUCCCGCCCAUCGCGAGCCUGAAGCAGUGCAUCCUGACCCUGUCCUCGCGGCUUGUGAGCAGCGAGAACAUGCCCUCCGUUACCCUCUGCAUGAAGGACGCGUUUCCUUACCUAGAGCCUCUGGGGACCAUGCCCGACGUGCAGAAAAAGGUCCUGGCUGCAUAUGACCUGAUGAUUCAAGAGAGCAGGGUUCUUAUCGAGACGGCAGACAUCAUUCAUGACAAGAUCGUUCAGUGUCAGAAAGCAGGGAUGGAAUUCCAUGAAGAGCUCCAUAACCUUGGCACAAAGGAAGGCUUGAAAGGAAGAAAAUUAAGCAAAGCCAUUGAAAGCUUUGCAUGGAAUAUCACAGUGCUGAAGGGCCAAGGUGACCUCCUGAAGAAUGCCAAGAAUGAAGCCCUGGAGAACAUGAAGCAGAUCCAGCUGGCCUGUCUGUCCUGCGGACUGAGCAAAACUGGAAGCGGGCUUGCAGAUGCAAAGUCAAAACGGUGCCUGGAGGCGAUACAGGAGAAGGAUACAGGAGAUGAGAAUGGGAGGCUGUGAUCAGAGGCAGAACUGUCGCGUUUGUCACAGAUUUCAAUAACUCUAAACUAUUUUUUUAAAGCAUUUAAAAAUUCACACAGGAAUGCCCUCUACAGGGUGUUGAUAGUAUUAAAAUCCUCACAAUGUCAGUAUUUUAAUGCAGUAAAUUUAUCUAAGUUAAACUCUGGUAGUGAGAUUUCUAAUGAAGCCAAGCUGUCUGUACGCAAGUGCGCAUGUGUGCGCACAUGCAAAUCUUGUAGACGCCCUUUCAUGUGUUACAUUAGCCAUUUGCUAAUUUAUUCCUUUCUCAUCUUUGAAUAGGCCUGUUCAUUCUGAAGAUCAAAACAAAUAGAGAGUACUUAUAUCAGUUUUAUGCUUUAUUUUAUUCUCCAGCUUUUAUCAUUUAACUUACAGGUUAUAUUACUGUUAAGUUGUUUAAACAAACAAAGUGCAUCGACAAAUGUCACUAACGGCUGUUUUUGUCAGGGCAAAAACAGAGGUUUGCUGCAGAUCCUAAACAUGAUUUUUAAUGAACAAUUCAAGCAAAGGAUAUAUUAAAUGGUCAGAAUUUUUGGAUAGAUUAUGAUUAGAUUUCAGGUGUACAUUUCACUGAAUUUUAGCAAACUGCUCUUUCGGGUACAUCCAUAUAACAGACAUUAAUGUAAGAACUAGCUGAUUUAUUUCAUUCUAGUGAAUCAUUGCUACCUUGUAGAUCUGCAGGACAGCUACAGUCUUUGCUGAUAGGCAUUUAACUCGUGUAGUGAUGAACAUAGCUAGUCAGCCCUGUAGUUACGAGGAGCUGUGAAUAUUCUUCAGUGAUUGUGAACUCUGAAGGUGAGCUUCAGGUCCUUCUGAAACGCCCGAUGGUGCAAGUAUUGGAAGGAAGAUUCUAUAAAUUUCAUAAACUCUGAGCUUUACUGGAAGAGGUGUGAGAGGUCAGAUCUUGCUUGCCUUCUUCUACUUAGUGAUCCUGUUGAAGUCAGGGGGAUAAAACGGGCAGGAUCUGGCCUUUUGUUUCUGGUUAAGAAUCAUGUUGUGCUAGAAAUUUGAAACAAGGCUGCAGAACUGCUAUGGAUGUAGUGUUAGAGAAAUAGCUUGGGGAAAAAACAGGGUACCAGCAAUUAUGUGCAGCAGUUACAAAUGUCCUGGCACGUGUCAGGUGUUCAGGGUAGCGCUGAGGAUUGGAUGCCUUUUUGUGACGCUGUAGAAGGGAGACAGAAAAUGUCCCAAAGCAUUGCAUCCCUGUCCUUCCCAGUGUCCAGCUCAUGUAUGCUCACAACGUUCACUUCGAUCAUUUAAGUGCUGUGCUCAAGUGUAGUAUUUGUGUUACCUAAACAGAACUAAGUGUUUUAUGGUUAUAAAAAAGACUAUAUUUAUUUAAAGCAUUGCUUUUAUUUUGAAAAGCUACUUUUUAAAUUAAUUUGAUUAACAAAUAUACUAAUUUUCUGAACUUAACAAAAAGUAAUUGCUGAAAGUUUGACCAUUGGAGAAUCUUAAAUAGCUAUUGUGUUAUUUUUGACUUCUUAAUAACACUAUUAUGUUCAUGUUGCACAUUACUGAGAGAGUAAAGCUAUGAAACAACUUUGA
This is a messenger RNA of Cygnus olor (mute swan), 4916 nucleotides long. It is a transcript of the gene PLCL1, whose product is annotated as phospholipase C like 1 (inactive). Gene Ontology annotation, biological process: intracellular signal transduction; lipid metabolic process. The coding region runs from base 54 to 3350 and encodes 1098 amino acids. Lineage: Eukaryota; Metazoa; Chordata; Aves; Anseriformes; Anatidae. The record is from RefSeq and is a predicted model, not a curated record. The transcript is spliced from 6 exons. Gene Ontology annotation, molecular function: phosphatidylinositol-4,5-bisphosphate phospholipase C activity.